AUGGGAGGAGCAACGGGGGAGGACGGAGAAAAGGUGGAAACGACGCACGAAGCGGGAGUAAACGCAGGGAGCGGGGCAACAGCGCAUGGGGCGGGGGAGAACGCGGGGGGGGGAGCAACAGCGCACAAGGCGGAGGAGGAGCGGGGUGAGGGGGCAAAAGCGCACGAGACGGGGGAGGAGCGGGGCGAGGGGGCGACAGUGCACGGGGUGAUGCGGGAGGGGAUGGCGGUGCUGAUUGACGUGAACGGUGAAAAGGCGUCUUUUGCCAUGCUGCAGCGCAACAGCACAGUGCGGUUGGGCAAGCAGUGCUGCUCCCUCGCGCCCCUCAUAUGCUGCCUUUUUCUCUUUUCUUCUGCUCCCCUUCAUCAUCUCUUCUUCCCCUGCCAACUGUUCCCCGUUUCUCCCUUCCCCCAUUCCCCCCACACCUCCUCCCUCCCACGCGCUCCUCUCUCUCACCCCCAGAACCGCGCGAGUGGGCAAGCAGCAGUGAUCCCUCGCUCUCCUCGUAGGCUGCGCCUAUCCUGUUUCCUUCGUCUCCCCUUCAUCCUCUCUUCUCCCCCUGCCAACUUUCCCCAUUUCUCCUUUCCCCCAUUCCCACCUCUCUGUCUCCCCCCUCCCCCUCCUCCCCUCCCCACGCCCCUCUCCCCCAGCACGGUGCGAGUGGGCAAGCAGCAGUGCUCCCUCGCGCCCCUCAUAGGCUUCCCUUUUCAUUCCCCCCACUUCCCCACUCCCCCCUUCCCCCAUCCCCACUUCCCCAUACUCCCCCCCAGCACCGUGCGAGUGGGCAAGCAGCAAUGCUCCCUCGCGCCCGUUCUCAGCUGCCUUGCUUCCCCCCACUCCCCCCGCCCCUCUUCCCCUCCCCCCCCCAGCACCGUGCGAGUGGGCAAGCAGCAAUGCUCCCUUGCCCCCCUCAUAGGCUGCCCCUUUGGGUCUGUCUUUGAGCUGCGCAUGGGGGGCGAGGAGGGCGCAAGGGGGGGCGGGGGGGAAGGGGGAGGCGGAGAGGGGGAAGGCGGGGAGGGGGGGAAAGGGAAGGACGCCGGAGGGGAGGGGGAGGAUGAUAAGGGCGAUGGAGGGAAGGGCGGAAGGGGGAAAUGGGGUGGACGGGGAGGAGGAAGAGGUGGAGGGGGGAGAGGAGGGGGGAGAGGAGGACGGAGGCCGCAGCUGGUGCGAGUGUCAAAGGAGCAACUGAGGGAAGAUUCUCUUGCUGCCAUUGGGGAGGUAGAUGCUGCUGCUGCUGUUACGCCUGCUGCCACAGCUGCUGCUGAUACUGCUGCUGAUUCUGCUGCUGCCGAGGCUGCAAAGGGUGGUGCAGCAGAGAAGAGUGCAGAGGGGGUGAAGGACAAUCGCAAUUUGAUGGAUGAUAACACGGCGCAGAAGCUAUCGGCCAAUGAGAUUGAAGCACUCAAGAGGCAAGCAGCAUCGGGGCAUGAGGUGGUGCGGGCACUGGCGGCCAACAGCGUCUCCUUCCACACCAAGACCGACUUCGCCCAGGAGAAGUAUCUGAGGAAGAAGCAGAAGAAGCACGCUCCGCGGCUGGUCGCCCGCUUUCCCACAGCUGACAGCGUGUGUGAGGCCUACUUUGCCAAGGCGCCUGCCAGGAUUGGUUUCCUGCGCCCUGACAGCCUGGCGAUGCUGCUAGCCAUGGCCAAUGUGGGAGCGCACUCGCAUCUGCUAGUGCUGGAUGGCACGGGUGGGCUCAUCACAGCUGCUGCCGCCCAGAGGAUGGGAGGCCACGGCGCCAUCUGCAGCGCCUUCUAUGCCUCGCAUGUGUCCCACGCUCCCUCCAUCGACAUCAUCCGCCAUCUCAACCUCUCCCUGCCCGCCGCUGCCAU
This is a messenger RNA of Closterium sp. Naga37s-1, 1832 nucleotides long. The record is from the annotation of a GenBank genome assembly. NCBI's taxonomy places the organism in Eukaryota, Viridiplantae, Streptophyta, Zygnematophyceae, Desmidiales, Closteriaceae.